This is a messenger RNA of Chinchilla lanigera (long-tailed chinchilla), 308 nucleotides long. RefSeq names its product 60S ribosomal protein L24. Gene Ontology annotation, biological process: cytoplasmic translation. Gene Ontology annotation, molecular function: mRNA binding; structural constituent of ribosome. The record is from RefSeq and is a predicted model, not a curated record. Lineage: Eukaryota; Metazoa; Chordata; Mammalia; Rodentia; Chinchillidae. Gene Ontology annotation, cellular component: cytosolic large ribosomal subunit.
CGAUCGCCGGGGUCAAAGGGAACUGGGGGCGGAGUUUCCCUCACGGCCUUAUAGUCUGUUCCCAUGAUCCUCUCCUUCUCUCCGCCAUCUUCGCCCUUCCCUGCCGGCUGCCAGCAUGAAGGUCGAGCUGUGCAGCUUCAGCGGGUACAAGAUCUACCCCGGACACGGGAGGCGCUACGCCAGGACGGACGGAAAGGUUUUCCAGUUCCUAAAUGCAAAAUGCGAGUCCGCGUUCCUCUCCAAGAGAAAUCCUCGGCAGAUAAAUUGGACUGUCCUGUACAGAAGAAAGCACAAGAAGGGGCAGUCGG